AUGGCGACAUUUCUUGGGAGCACAACGAAUCAAAUAUUCAAGACAAUCUGCGAGACGACAUUUCCACUCGGACCCAGAAUCGAGUUCCCUCACUUCAUGCUGCUGAACUUGCCUGGUGUACUUCUCAUGCAGACCCUGGUCUAUUUGUGGUUGAACUUUUAUUUCUUGGGCAUGUUCAGGUCGUAUUAUGACGCACCAUUGCAAAUGGGCAUGACAGAGGAGGAGUCUCAGUACAUAAACACUCUCCUCUCCGCAAGGUGUCAGCAGUUGGGUCGAGUCACCUUCCACGAAACAAUUGUAUCCACAUUUGUGCUUCUGACGAUGAUCUUGCAGGUGAUCAGUAGCUCUUUGCUAACGGACUACACGAAACAUGAAACGUUCAUGAGCCACAUCAAGCUGUCAGCUCCGUCUGUACUGUGUGUGACACUGCUGUUCAUAAUGCCAGUCAAUUUGGAUUUUCUGAGAUUCUUCAAAAGACGUUCCGAUAUAUCAGCACGUCUGCCGAAUAGGCCAACUAAGACGUGUCUCCACUGGGACCUCGUGAAAGUGAACAUACCGUGGAGUGUACUCUUCGUCAUCGGUGGAAGUAACACGAUCUUCGAAGCAUUGAAACUGUCUAAGAUGACGAAAGAGUUCGAGGGCUUCCUGCUGCUGUUCUCCGGCUGGCCCCCGGCGGCCCAGGUGCUCGCCGUCGUGUUGUUCUGCAAAACCCUCACGGAAUAUGCGAGCAAUUCGUGUGUCGCUCACGUUUUAUUACCUAAUAUUGCUAAAGUGUCUGUAAUGUCGAAAGUGAAUCCCCACUAUCUAAUGCUGGCCGCAACGCUUUCCACGUCUCUGCCGUUCCUCGUCAUGACUGGAACACCAGCUAACGCCAUGGUGUUGGCAUACGUCAACAUACCGCCCAGGAACAUGUUACGCGCCGGUGUGCCACUGAAAAUUGUAUCCGUUAUGAUAAUAUGGUUCACGGUGACCGUCUGGUCGAAAGCGAUAUGGACAGAAUUUAACAUGUUCCCGCUGUGGGCCCAGGUUAAUGCGAUGGACCGCCAG
Messenger RNA from Iphiclides podalirius (scarce swallowtail), 1047 nucleotides. Lineage: Eukaryota; Metazoa; Arthropoda; Insecta; Lepidoptera; Papilionidae. The record is from the annotation of a GenBank genome assembly.